AAAACCAGCCCUUCUUAGCGCUCCGAGGAAAUCAAGAGGCAGAGUUUGAAUGGAUUUUCUAUAAAUAUUUACCCCUAGGAAGCCGCUGCCGAGCUCGUGGGAUCCACCGGCAGCAACUGGCCUGAGAUUCUGCUUCUCUCUCCUGCCUUUGGAAGGCAAAUUACUUUCCAGAGGGGAAGGGGGAGAUCCGGAUCCCAGCUCCAGCUCCAGACUGACCCGAAAAGCAGUGCCGGGAUUUAACUAACUCUCCCUGAUGGAUCUGAAGGACAGCACCAGCGAGGGCAGCAUGGGCAGCCUGCAGCCUUCCAGCAUCCAGAUCUUUGCCAACACCUCCACGCUCCACGGGAUCCGUCACGUCUUCGUCUACGGGCCAGUGACCAUCCGUCGCCUGCUCUGGACCUUGGCCUUUGUGGGCUCACUGGGUCUCCUCCUGGUUGAGAGUUCAGACAGGGUGGCUUACUACUUCUCCUACCAGCACGUGACCAAAGUGGACGAGGUGGUGGCAAACAGCCUGGUCUUCCCUGCUGUCACCAUCUGUAACCUCAACGAGUUCCGCUUUUCCCGGCUCACCACCAACGACCUGUACCACGCUGGGGAGCUCCUGGCUCUGCUUGAUGUCAACCUGCAGAUCCCCAACCCUCACCUGGCUGACCCGGCCGUCUUGGCCAUCCUCCAAGAAAAGGCCAAUUUUAAACAGUAUAAACCAAAAGUUUUCAACAUGCAGGAGUUCCUGGCGCGGGUGGGACACGACCUGAAGGAUAUGAUGCUGUACUGCAAGUUCAAAGGCCAAGAGUGCAACCACGAGGACUUCAAAACUCUGCCACUGGAUGGGAGUAACAUGAAUCACCACACACCACAGCUGUGUGGUGUGGCCAUGCAGGGAGAAGGAGAAGCAUUGAACCCGAUACUUGUCACCAGCCCAAGCUUGGACCAGCCAUCCCAAAGAGGGAUGUCACUAUGGGUUUCUCUACCGUAGGCAUUGCCCAGGAGGUGCCACCUACUCAGUCAUUGCCCAUGAGAAGAGGAGAAUGGUUCAGGAGUGACUGCUUGAGGAAGAGAGCACCCACAGCUUGAAUACCUCAUGGUCUUGGGAAGAAUAAUUUUGUAGACUGUAUUUUAAGGAGAGAACGUAGGAUCAAAUUUUGGAUUUCAGACAGCCUUUGGAUGCCAUCUUUCCCUCUUCCCCAUAACAGUUGUUAUCUCUAGCUUAAGAAAUACCUCAAACAUUACAUUGUCAAAAGCAAGACCUCCUCCACCAGCUUCCAGAAGAACCAGCUGCUGGACAACAGAGUUAAAUCUUCGCUUGAAAACUUUACCCAGAGAUCCCCAGCAACACUUUUUCCUGUCCCAGGUGGCUUCCAAAUUGCAGACACUGAAAAAUUCCUGACUGCAUCCCCCUGCUCUGGUUGUAGCA
Molecule: messenger RNA, 1414 nt
Organism: Apus apus (common swift)
Lineage: Eukaryota; Metazoa; Chordata; Aves; Apodiformes; Apodidae
Product: acid-sensing ion channel 2-like
Exons: 2
Coding region: 254-976 (240 amino acids)
Biological process (GO): sodium ion transmembrane transport
Cellular component (GO): membrane
Molecular function (GO): ligand-gated sodium channel activity
Source: RefSeq, a predicted model, not a curated record